AUGUCCAUCGGCAAGCUGCUGUCCAACGGAGCGCUCCUCUUCGACGUGCUCAUCAUUGGCGCAGGUCCGUCUGGUCUUUCGACCGCGACCGGACUGGCUCGUCAACUGCACACGGCGGUCGUCUUCGACUCUGGCGUGUAUCGCAAUGCAAAGACGCAGCAUAUGCACAAUGUCCUCGGAUGGGACCACAGAAACCCAGCGGAGCUGCGCGCCGCAGGUCGCGCCGACUUGACCAACCGCUACUCGACCAUUCAGUUCCAGAACAGCACCAUCGAGACGAUCAAGCAGAUCGAGGCCCAGCAGCUGUUCGAGGCGCGGGACGCCGAAGGCCAACGCUGGUAUGGUCGCAAGGUCGUGCUGGCGACCGGCGUUCGAGACAUUCCCCUGGACAUCGAGGGAUACUCGGAGUGCUGGGCGAACGGCAUCUACCACUGUCUCUUCUGCGACGGCUACGAAGAACGGGGCCAGGAGACCGCCGGUGUCCUCGCCCUGGGCCCCAUCGCGAACCCUCCGCGCGCCCUGCAUCUGGCUCGGAUGGCCCGGCAGCUCUCCAAGUCUGUCACUGUCUACACCAACGGCAAUGAGCAGCUGGCGAACGAGAUCCAACAGGCCGCAGAGGCAUCCUCUAACGCCACCUCGUGGCUUAAAUUCGACGCACGACCCAUCGCGCGAUUCGAAAAGGGCGAUGUCGCCACGACCGUCAUUGUUCAUUUUGGCGAGACUGACGAGUCGAAAACAGAAGGCUUCCUGGUGUACAACCCCCAAACAGAGGUGAACGGACCGUUUGCCAAGCAACUCGCCUUGAACAUGACAGAAGGAGGCGACAUCCAGACCACGCCUCCCUUCCACGAGACCAGUGUGCCGGGAGUAUUUGCAGUGGGUGAUUGCGCCACUCCGUUAAAGGCCGUCACCCCGGCGGUGGCUAUGGGAUCCCUGGCCGCCGGAGGUCUGGUGGCUCAGCUGCAGGCUCAACCAGUGGCGGAUUUUCGUCUCGACCGGGAACUGUAG
Messenger RNA from Aspergillus thermomutatus, 1008 nucleotides. It is a transcript of the gene gliT, whose product is annotated as thioredoxin reductase gliT. Gene Ontology annotation, molecular function: oxidoreductase activity. The transcript is spliced from 2 exons. Lineage: Eukaryota; Fungi; Ascomycota; Eurotiomycetes; Eurotiales; Aspergillaceae. The record is from RefSeq and is a predicted model, not a curated record. The coding region runs from base 1 to 1008 and encodes 335 amino acids.